AGCUCGUUGACGUAAAGAUUAUUACUAAAGGACCUUUGUCGUGACGUCAUCCGCCCGGCGACAGAAAUCGGGAAAGUUCUUCAUGCAGCAGCAGCUCGCUGUUGCUAAAUAACUCUGAGGAUCUUAUAUUGUUUAACUAGCAUAAUGCCCAAGGUGAAAAGGAGUAGGAAACCACCUCCAGAUGGUUGGGAGCUCAUAGAGCCGACUCUUGACGAGCUGGACCAGAAAAUGCGCGAAGCUGAAACCGAGCCUCAUGAGGGCAAACGUAAGGUUGAGUCUCUCUGGCCAAUCUUCCGACUUCAUCAUCAGCGCAGCCGUUACAUUUUCGACCUUUUCUACAAAAGGAAGGCCAUCAGUCGAGAGCUCUAUGAGUAUUGCAUCAGAGAGGGCUAUGCAGACAAGAAUCUGAUUGCCAAAUGGAAAAAACAGGGCUAUGAAAACCUGUGCUGUCUGCGGUGCAUUCAGACACGCGACACAAACUUUGGAACAAAUUGCAUAUGCAGAGUUCCUAAGGGCAAGCUUGAAGUGGGUCGUAUCAUUGAGUGCACUCACUGUGGAUGCAGAGGAUGUUCUGGAUGAAUCAAGAGGCCAACAACUUUUUGAAUUUACUGAACUUUAAUUUGUAUUUUAAUACAUUUAUUUGGUUGUCAUUACAGUGUUGGAUUUUUUUUAAAACUGAUAUGAUUGUAUGUAUAUGCUCUUUUUUUUUUUUUUUCAUUUUAUUCUUUGUAUUAAACUGUCUUAAUUAUUCUGGGUUAAACUGUCCAAUCUUG
Molecule: messenger RNA, 773 nt
Organism: Puntigrus tetrazona (Sumatra barb)
Lineage: Eukaryota; Metazoa; Chordata; Actinopteri; Cypriniformes; Cyprinidae
Gene: bud31
Product: BUD31 homolog
Exons: 4
Coding region: 145-579 (144 amino acids)
Biological process (GO): mRNA splicing, via spliceosome
Cellular component (GO): nucleus; spliceosomal complex
Source: RefSeq, a predicted model, not a curated record